AAUACCGUAUCCCGGAUCACAGACCCUAAAGAAUCGCGUUUCCCGAGUCCCAUACCAAAAGCCUUCGAACCCAAUCAUCGCCCGAGUCGGUUACGUCUCGUACCCUUCUCCUCCCUCCUCUCUUCUCUACUAUUGCCAUGGCAGUUUCCCUCCCUUCUCCCCCAAAACCCCUAGCUUUCUCCACCCACGAGAACCCUAACCCCCCAACUGAUCCCCAAAUCUCUCAUCGUCUCUAGAUCUCGCUCCAAUGGAGCCCUCUCGGAAGCCCUAAUCCCGGCCGGAGAUGGCGAUCGUCACGGGGGAUCGGUAUUUGGUGUACUUGGUGAGAUAUGUGGAGAGGAACGCGGGUUUGCUGCUGGACGGGGCCCUGACGCUGAAGCUGAACCCUGUGGGGCUCCGCUAUGUGCAGUCGCGGCUGGAGGCGCUGCAGGAGCUGGAGGGCCUCCUUGCCGGCGCCCCAGUCGACUACCUCCGGGCCUAUGUCUCCGACCUCGGGGACCACCGCGCGCUCGAGCAGCUCCGGCGGAUCUUGCGCCUGCUGACCUCGCUGAAGGUGAUCUCCGUGUUGCCGCCGCCUGCCCGGGACCCGACGCCGGUGUCGCUGCUGCCGUUCGGGCGGCUUCGGGUACUGGAGCUGCGGGGGUGCGACCUGUCCACGUCUGCAGCGAAAGGGCUGCUGGAGCUUCGGCACACGCUCGAGAAGCUCAUAUGCUAUAAUUCCACUGAUGCACUCAGGCAUGUAUUUGCCAGUAGAAUUGUGGAUAUAAAGGAUUCUCCAGCAUGGAACCGGCUGUCUUUUGUCUCAUGUGCUUGGAAUGGUUUAGUUCUUAUGGACGAGUCCUUGCAAUUACUUCCUGUUGUUGAAACUCUGGAUCUGAGCCGGAAUCGGUUUGCAAAAGUGGAUAAUCUUAGGAAGUGUACGAAGCUGCGGCAUCUGGAUCUUGGGUUCAAUCACUUGCAGACAAUAGCAUCAUUUAGUGAGGUUUCUUGUCGAAUAGUUAAACUUGUUUUAAGGAACAAUGCACUAGCUACGCUACAUGGAAUUGAAAAUUUGAAAUUGCUUGAAGGGCUUGAUCUUUCAUAUAAUAUCAUUUCCAGCUUCACAGAGUUGGAGAUCCUUGCAAGUCUUUCAUGUUUACAAAGCUUAUGGCUGGAAGGAAAUCCAAUUUGUUGUGCUCGAUGGUAUCGAGCACAUGUCUUCAGUUUCUUCUCCAAUCCAGAGAAGCUGAAAUUAGAUGAAAAAGGAAUUAGCACAAGAGAGUAUUGGGAAAGGCAUGUAAUAUUUUCAAGAAGACAAAAACGACCUGCAGGGUAUGGUUUCUAUUUUCCAGCAAAAGAUGAUCCUGAGGAUGAGAACAUUAGAAAUACAAAGAAGAAAAAUUCUCGUCUUGCUUGUAUCGUGGAUGAGGAGCAAAGGAGAUAUCUCAGCUCAGAAGCUGUUGAUCAAGAAUCACUGUCUUGUGAUAGUGAUAGUUUGAAGAAAGAGGAGAAUGCUGUUUCAGACAGUGAAAUAAAAAUAGUCAGUUUGAUCAAUAGAGCUGAAUACAUGAAGAAGGAGCGAUCUGUCCUUUGGUUGCGAGAAUUUAAGGAGUGGAUGGAUCAGACUGUUGAGGAUAAAGUGGAUAAAAGCCAGUGUGAAGAGUUUGAAGCAGAUUCUUGUAAAGAAAUGGAUACGAAACAAAGCAAGGGUCAUAAACCCUUUGGGGAAAGCUCCAAGCAUGUUGCAGACCUUGCACAAACUUCAGAAGGUGGCAGUAGCUCAAACAUUUCGGAAUCUGACAUAUCAUUCAUAGAUACAUAUGCUGGUGGCCGUAGCAGAGACUUCUUUGAUUCUAAUGGCAGAGCUUUGGAACCCUCAGUGGUGAAUAAUGGCCAUGUCUCAAUGUUGGAACUAAAAAUUGGAGUGAGCGAUGAGAAGGAUCAAUUGAGGGUUCCUUCAAGGAAACCACAGAAUCUUUCUCCUUUGGAGGUAAAAGGUUACUUUCAAUAUAGUUCUUCAACGGUCAAAGGGGGUGAGGAGAUGGAACCAAAGAUGAGCCCAGCACCAUUGGCUGCCAUAGAUGAGAUAAUAGGGCCACGCCCAUCCUCAAUCUACCCCAAGUCGCCUCCACAUUAUCAAGAGGAUAUUCUGCACCGCAGACUAUACUGGGAGGAAGAGUUCCUGCAACUAUCAGCUGAGUCACAUUCUGUGGGAUCAUCAGACAGUGAUACCAGCUGUAGUGAUCAUGCUUUAUGUGAAUUCAAUUCAUCCAGUUCUGAGCUUGAUUGUUCACUAAUUCAGACAUCCAUAAAUCAUGUCGUUGGUGACCCCUCAGAUACAUUGCUUUAUGAAGAUAAUCACUUUGAGGGAAGGGAAGAGAAACCAUGCUUAGGAGAGAACAGCAUCUCUUCAUCUGAUUAUUUUGCUCAAAAUGACUGCAGUUUUGGGAAUCAGUUUUUACCAACCCAUAACAAAGCAUGUUUGCUUAAUGAGAUUUCAGCUGAUGCUGGUGGCAUGGGGAAGCAAAAAGCUAGACAAAAGAUUAAGAGGAGGGUUGUCUCACUUUCAGAAAAUUUUCACGCUGUAGCAGAAUUUCAGAAGUCCAAUGGAAUUCUAGAAGCUGGUAACAAUGAUGUGAAAGAUGCAAAUGGACAACCAAGUUGCAAUGUGAACUUUGUCCAUCAUUAUUGCAAGGAAGCUGCUCUUGUUGCACCACAUAGUCAUGAUAAAAUUUCAACCAUGGCUAGUGCUGAUGGUUCUCCUACAGAGAUCAAAACCAACUCUAUUGAUUCUGAGCAGGAUGAUUGCAUAAAAAACCUUUUUCACAUGAAAAUUGCAGAUUCAAGAUCUUCUGAAACUUGUGAGGGAUUGGUUCAUUGUGGUUGUAUAUUUCAACUUGGAUCUGUCUUUCAAGAGAGCGAUGUUGCUUUAGUGCGAAGCUCUAAGAACAAAUUGUAUAUUCUACUUAUUGAUGCGACAUCUGACAGGCGAGGAACUAUCUCCAAAGUUUUGGGAUGCCAUAGGCAGGAGGAUAUAAGAAAAGUUAUAGUAGGACUGGGACUACAAGCUAUAAGGGUACGCUUGCAGAGAAAUGUAACAUAUGUGUUCUUAACAAGGACUCCUCAGAUCUCGGAAGAUCUAUUCCACCUGUUACAAAUAUGUUGUUCUACUUCAUUGAGUAGUGGAUGUUCUCUGCAGAGUUGGGAGCAGGUCCAGGUCAAAUUGCUUGAGAAACAUAUUUAUGGAAAUCUAAAGAUGGGCAUAUUCAUGUACUCAAUGCUUCUGUUUUGGCACGAUUCUGCCGAAGGGGAAUCAUGGCUGGCAAGAUCUCUUUUUGUGAUUGAAGGAUAUAUUCUUGUAUGCAUUGAGAAUCUGGAACAUUUUGGCUCUUUUACGGAUGAUUUUGAAUUAUCUCGCCCAUAUUACUCUCUUGACUCAUGCUGCCCCAUUAAGAACAUAUUGGAAAUGGUCGUUGAACUUGGUGAUAAUAGAUGUUUGACCUUGACUCUUGACAAUGUUGUAUCUGGGAAUUGCUGCUUUGCUGACAAGAUUAUUAAGGAAAUUGAGCUGGAAGGGGAGCCUAUGAAGGUUCAUAAAUGGAAACUCAAGUGGUUUUCUGAGGACACCAUGUCAAAGUUUGUUGCACUGCUGAAGGCUAUCCAUUCAGGAGUGACAGCAUCUCCUUUACCUGUAAAUUGUAUAUGUUGAUGUGCAUUGUUGCUAGUCCUGUAGUCAUUUUAUUCAUUCUUUCAAUGUUGCCUUUCCCAAAUAUUUUUUUGUACAGCUGCUUUGCUUAGCAAGCAUGUCUUUAGCUUUGUAUUCUUUGUUCUGCAUCGUUUCAAGUAUUUUUUUUUUGGUGUGUAUAGUUGCAUAGGGUGUUAGAUGAAGUUGUGUGCUUGUGUCAAAAGUGUAAAUCUAAUUUUGUACUGGACAUCCAUAAGAAGAGACUCGAUUGCUGGGCAACUCUGGCGCUAUUUUUUGAUACUCGUGGGACUCUCUGCCAUGGUUUUCAGCAAAAAAUAUAUGUUUAUUUCUUCUUGUCAUGUACAUACUAUUUCUUCAAGAUUUGCCUUGCUGAUGUAUCUAUAUCUUAUGUCUGUGUCUCACAUUUGUAUCCAGCUUUAUACCAAAGUGGAGGAGACUUUGGCAAAUGCACCAGGUGCUGAAAAAGCAGGACUUAUGUUGU
Messenger RNA from Elaeis guineensis (African oil palm), 4166 nucleotides. RefSeq lists its product as uncharacterized. Gene Ontology annotation, molecular function: protein binding. The record is from RefSeq and is a predicted model, not a curated record. NCBI's taxonomy places the organism in Eukaryota, Viridiplantae, Streptophyta, Magnoliopsida, Arecales, Arecaceae. Gene Ontology annotation, cellular component: cytoplasm.